AUCUUUUGCGAGCAUUGCACGAUAUCUUUUGCGAGACUGUGGCUCGCUUGCGAGAGUUUUGCGGACUUUUCGCGAAAGUCACGUUUGUUUGUUUGCUGGGUAUGUACAUCAUGCUUUGGUAUUAAUUCAUCACCGGCUCCAAAGAUGCUAACAAAACAAAAACUGCGAUCCUCUUUGGAGUUGCUGAAACGGUACGAAUGGCUUUUGAACUCCUACGUUAUGGACUUUUAUGUGGAUGACCAUUGGAGCAAACUGCCGGAUAGUUGGCAACAUCACCUUGAAAGCAUUCCUAUGGAAAGAUUUGAGGCGCUGCUCUACAUUAGUGACAGUGAAGCUGCUCCCAAAAAUACGAGCAUAGUAUGGCCGCUGGAGUUGUUGGCGUUGCGUCGAGCACUUCGUAAUCUCUGCAUUGGGCGGACAGAGGAGAAUCAACCCAAAGAAUCGUUUCCUUGUCCGUUGCUGCAUCAUCCCAAGCUGAAGCACCUGUUCAUGAAACGAGUCAAGCCAAAGAAGCAACAUGAAAUCACCCGAAUGGCUGAAAUUUGUGCUCUCAGCUGCCGGACGACACCAGUGGAUUUCGUUGUUGAUUUCGGAGCAGGCGUUGGUCACCUGGCACGCAUUCUGGGCUAUGGAUUUGGCAUACAAGUCUGCUGUUUCGAGAUGCAGACCGAGCUAAAUCAGCAAGCAGUGGCCAUUGAUAUGAAGCUGGAGUCGAUUGCAGCAAAGCUCACGGAGGCCAGCGGCUACAAGCGACCUGUACAUCUCACUCAGCGUCUGGAGAGUAACACGCAACCGGCGCAAUUCAUCGCCGGGAUCCGGGAUACCUUGCAGCUGGCAAGCGAUGACUUUCGAUUUGGAAUCAUAGGCCUGCAUCCGUGUGGGAAUCUGGGGGCGACCCUGAUGCGAAUGUUCCUUGGGUGCUCGCAAGCCAAGUUCCUGAACUUCGUGGGCUGCUGCUACCAGAAAAUGAGCACUCCAGCAACACAUCCCGGCGCGGAGGUGCAUGGUUAUCCGUUAAGUGCGUUCCUGCAGAGCAAACCGGAUACAGAUACUAACCUCAGCUACGAGGCCAGGGAGAUCUCUUGCCAUGCCAUGGAGGUGUACCGUGAUCGCCUACAGGCUGGUCAAUAUGACCAUUUGAAAAUACACUCGUUUAGGGCCGCCGCCGAACGCAUUAUUGUCCAGCAGUUUCCACAUCUGCGGCACUGUGCUCUCCGUAACGUAAAACAUGCCCCUGGAAUGUCGUUCGACGAUUAUUUCCAGAAAGCCGUGCAGGGGACUCGAUUUGAAAUGCUAGAACGACAGGCUCUGAGUAUUAGGCAAUGCGAUGCAGAUGUAAAGCACUGGAAGCGGCUCGUUAUCUUCUACACGCUUCGCCUAAUGCUGGCGCCGCUUGUGGAAAGCAUUAUCCUCUACGAUCGUGCUCUCUUUCUAUCUGAGAAUGAUUGUCAGGUGGAGGUUCAGGCAAUCUUCAAUCCCCGCCUAUCGCCGAGAAACCACAUCACCAGGGCUGUGAAAACCAGACGCUGCCUCAGUAAUAAUCUGGGUCAGCAAUAAACCGCAAACCUCAGACCUCAAGUGGCUUAUCUUAAAGAUUUAAAGUUGUUUUUUAUAAGGGUUUAUUAAAACAAAGAUAAAGAUAUUAUCAUAAGUCAGA
Drosophila persimilis is the source of this 1657-nucleotide messenger RNA. Its product is annotated as protein RRNAD1. The transcript is spliced from 5 exons. Lineage: Eukaryota; Metazoa; Arthropoda; Insecta; Diptera; Drosophilidae. The record is from RefSeq and is a predicted model, not a curated record. The coding region runs from base 145 to 1557 and encodes 470 amino acids.